AUGGAGAAUAUUGACCUUGAUCCCUCGAAGCGAUCAGACUUGACACAGAGCGAAGCGGAUAUUUUUCGCAUUUUGAACAAGGCCUUGACAUCUCUAGUCGACCCCGCCGCGGCAUCGGCAUGUCUGGCCAGGUCCCUGCGGGCGCACAUCUCCUCGCAGGCAUCUGAAUCUUCAAAAAUCGCCUCUGCAGCUCUGUGGGAACUAUGGGCCAUAAUACUGGAGGUUGUGUGCACUGUACAUAUCGAUCAUCCGUUGCAUGAGGUCCUCAUCGCAGCUGUUGAUGAUCUCCGAGGGGAAGGUGGGGCGGUUGUGGGCAGCGAUUUGAGUAACAAUCCCCACCAAACAGGCGACUCGAUGGUAAGCAAGCUCAAAGCCACAAGUUUGUUCUCUGCGCGCAAUUCUAACAUCAAGGAAGACCCCACAGAUCUCGACGACCAUUCAUCCGAGGAUAUUGAAGCCUGGAAGCGGUUCAACUCAUUUGCUUCUCGCCUUGUCUCUCAUGACUUUCAGUCGUGGAUCGUGCUUGCUUACUGGGAGAUAGCCGGCGGCCUGGAGACUGUUCCACAAGACGCAACCGUGUUUGAGUGCAAAAUCUGGGUCGCGACGGAGUGGUUAAUCCAAUGUGGGACCAUUCUCUUCGAAGACCUAAGUUCCACUGAAGAAUUGGAUGCUCGUGAGUUGGCAUCUGUCAAGCCUGGGCCUUUGUGUCAGGACAUUUCCCCACACAGCGUUCAGAGAUGGGAUUUCUGGCAGUCAAGGCUCGUGGAACUCGCCAACAAUAAAUUCUCCAACGAAACUGCCCUUGAGGACUUUUCGCUGAGUGCAUCCUCCCUGUCGCGUCUCGAGCAGGCUAUUACCGCGACACAUAGAUCGCGGGAUAGAGUUGGAACUGAAGGGCGAGCAUCAAGAGACGAAGAUAGCAGCGAGACUGUGGGUAAUUGA
This is a messenger RNA of Penicillium brevicompactum, 942 nucleotides long. RefSeq names its product DUF3632 domain-containing protein. The record is from RefSeq and is a predicted model, not a curated record. The transcript has 2 exons. Bases 1 to 942 code for a protein of 313 amino acids. NCBI's taxonomy places the organism in Eukaryota, Fungi, Ascomycota, Eurotiomycetes, Eurotiales, Aspergillaceae.